CAAGUUUUUGACAAUAUUCGUCAGGCAACAGGAAUCCUGGAAUAUACUACCUACCUACCUAGAUAAAAAUAAUAGUGGAAUCCUGUUCUUGUCACAUAAAAGAUAUUAUUUUGUUUAUACACAUUGUUGUAUAUUUUAAUAAUUUAGUCCUAAGCAAUAUACAUUAUUGUGGACAGUAUUUGUAAUAACAUCAAUAUGAGUUUCCUUUUUGGAAGCCGCUCGAACAAGACCUUCAAGCCCAAGAAGAACAUCCCAGAGGGCACGCACCAGUACGACCUGAUGCGACAUGCGGCCGCCACGCUGGGCUCCGGCAACCUGCGGCUCGCGGUCAUGCUACCCGAAGGCGAGGACCUCAACGAGUGGGUCGCCGUCAACACUGUGGACUUCUUCAAUCAGAUCAACAUGCUGUACGGCACCAUCACAGAGUUUUGCACAGAGGAGUCCUGUGCGGUGAUGUCUGCGGGGCCCAAGUACGAGUACCACUGGGCCGACGGCCACACGGUCAAGAAGCCCAUCAAGUGCUCUGCGCCUAAGUACAUCGAUUACCUGAUGACGUGGGCGCAGGACCAGCUCGAUGAUGAAACGCUCUUUCCUUCUAAAAUAGGCGUGCCGUUCCCCAAGAACUUCCUGUCGAUCGCGAAGACGAUCCUGAAGCGCCUGUUCCGCGUGUACGCGCACAUCUACCACCAGCAUUUCCCGCAGGUGGUGCAGCUCGGCGAGGAGGCGCACCUCAACACCUCCUUCAAGCACUUCAUCUUCUUUGUACAGGAGUUCAGCCUGAUCGAGCGGCGGGAGCUGGCGCCGCUGCACGAGCUCAUCGAGAAGCUGACGGCCAAGGAGGCGCGAUGAUGACUCCGCCGCCGCGCCGCUACACACAACGCUAAUGAUCAUUUUAUUUUGUAUUCUCCUCCGAGUUGCAUUUUUGGUUGGCGAAUUGACUGCACAGAACAAUUUCAGUUCCAUCGACUUUAUGCGCGCGGCUGCCUUCCGACUAUUGUCGGCCUACAUGGAGCAUUGCCAUUUGGAGUUCGACGCGAUGCGAUAGCGCGGCCACAAAAUAUAAGAUAUUUGAGAACAUUCUAUACGAAAAAUCGAGUGACAGCAAGCAGACCAUUAUCAUCUUCAUCCCAUUUGUGUCGAUCAGUUUGGAACGAAAUUGUAAUAGUUUAACACAAACAACAAUGGCGGGCAGACGACCAUAUAAAGCAUGUAAAUGGCGCCAAUAACUGUAAGUAGCGCCAUCAACCAUUUCAUAUUAUGAAUAUUUAUUGAACCCUUAUAAAACACAAACGAGUUUACACUGAAUUCGUUGUUUUUAGAUAAGUUUGUUUAUUGGUAUAUGUAGCUUCGUAGUAGUGUAUUGGUGGAGUUUGAAUGCUGGGAUGAUGCCUUCCUAUGAUAAUAAUGAUACCUAUAAGCAAUUUUACAUCAUUGGAAUCUAUAUUUGAUACAGAUGUAUUGUACAUUGCGAAUUGACUCGUAGGGCGUACUCUAGGUACUAUUGAUAAGUUUGUCGAAUUUUUUUUACCAAAUAGCAGACGAGCAUUUUGUACUAGUAAGGAUUUUUAUAUUUUCUCAAGAUAAAAGCGUUUUUAUUGGAUAUGUUAAUAAUAGAUUAUAAUUUUGGUAACAUUUGGCGUGGCCUAGGUAGAUCUUAAACGUUUGAAUCGAGGACCCCGUGCUGGCAGACGCUUAAGUUUCACGAGCGCCGCCAGCACAACUGAUACUGAAUCUUGUGAAGUGCUAUUUGUAUCUAUAAGAUUAAUUUAUUUUUAUUGAAGUCACAAGACAUUUUGGUCUGUGUGCUCAGAAUAUAGAUCUCGAAUUUGUGAUAGAUUCUCUAUUUGAACGGAUAAAAAAUUAAGUAAAAUCGAAAAAAAAAAAAAUAAAGCAAUUAUGAUUUAUGUAGAUGGCGAGUCAAAACGUGCGCAGACCAAAACUGACUUCUGACGAGGUAACAUUUAUUUAGGACAAUUGAAUUUUACUUUAUUUAUUGUAACUGUAACAUUGUGUUAAUGAUCGAAUUGGAGAUUUUAAUUGUAAAACUAUUUUUAGGAAGAGAGAACCCUCGUUAAUUACGGUGACAAUGUUCUGUGGUAGCAAGUACAGGAAACAUAGUGAAGAUUUCGAAUGAUAAUAGUAUUUCUCUUUCGUGUAGCACGACUGGUUAGAUGUAUGUGUUUCAACGUCAUGCGUGUGAGCAUGUGUGAGAGACAGCAGUGAGACGCAGCGAACCAUUGGUUUACUGCUUCUCACUUCUAAUCGAUUUGAUAAUGAGAAAUGAAAUGCAAACCCGCACUAAGCCCUCAAGAUGAUGUUUUCCUGGUACUUGAGGCAACAGGACAUCGUGGCCAACCGUAAAUACGAGAAACGGCUCUCCUUCGCUGCUAUAUUGUACAGUAAUCUAGUGGUUUAAUGAAUUCCACAUAAUGAGACCCUAUCACAAUCAACAUUUCAUAGCCUUAGAAAGUGGACUGUCCAGGACUCAAAAUUAAAAAAAUACUAAUAAUGAAUUUAUAGUAUUUUAUUAGAAAUAAUACACUCGGUGGGGAGUUCCUUGAUGUUUGUGGCAAAGUCUUGACAGCACAGCUGCAUUCCCAAAGACUGUUGACGUCAGGCAAGCGACCGGUCGUAAAACACAGACGAAUCUUCAAUUUACCUUACCAUUAUUAGUUCUGAUUACCAUUAGUAAUAAUCUAUAUAUAGAUUACUGUGAACGGCUGUGAACUACUUUUGAGCAUUUUAAUGGAAUGGUAUUGUAAAGUAGCCCAGACAAUGUUCAAAUGUAUAGUGUACCACGACCUAUAGACGUAUUGAAAUUAGUCUUGUCAAUGAAAGGCGCUCAAAAAAACA
Molecule: messenger RNA, 2853 nt
Organism: Plodia interpunctella (Indianmeal moth)
Lineage: Eukaryota; Metazoa; Arthropoda; Insecta; Lepidoptera; Pyralidae
Gene: mats
Product: mob as tumor suppressor
Exons: 5
Coding region: 196-849 (217 amino acids)
Biological process (GO): positive regulation of protein phosphorylation; hippo signaling
Cellular component (GO): cytoplasm; nucleus
Molecular function (GO): protein kinase activator activity
Source: RefSeq, a predicted model, not a curated record